Nicrophorus vespilloides is the source of this 1470-nucleotide messenger RNA. RefSeq names its product cytochrome P450 9e2-like. Gene Ontology annotation, molecular function: iron ion binding; monooxygenase activity; oxidoreductase activity, acting on paired donors, with incorporation or reduction of molecular oxygen. The transcript has 3 exons. The coding region runs from base 19 to 1437 and encodes 472 amino acids. The record is from RefSeq and is a predicted model, not a curated record. Lineage: Eukaryota; Metazoa; Arthropoda; Insecta; Coleoptera; Silphidae.
AACUGUUCGAUCGCAAUCAUGAAUAUUGUUAACUCUUUGUUUAUUUUCUUGUUUAUUUGUUUGCAUUCAGUUGUAUGUUACAUCUUCUUACGUAAAUUUACAUCUCGAAGAUAUACCCAUAAAUGGAGUAAAUACCUGAAGUUCCUAUUGGGCAACCAAAGAUUGAAAACAUUCAAGAAUGUGCCAAUGAAUGAUAUCAUCCAGAUCUACAAAGAAUUUCCGAAGACUAAAAUCAACUGUUUUUACAACAUCCUGCAACCCACGAUUCUCGUAAGAGAUGCAGCGCUAAUCUCAAAAAUCGUGCAAACCCAAUCCGAUUACUAUGAAGAGCUAUUCCACCCAUCCGAUCUUAAUGCGAAAGGCGUGCAAUCAUCGAAUCACUCGUUUUUUCUUAGACACCUUCCUGCGCAUUUUCCUCAUAUCAAAAAGUGCGUUACACACGUGUUGGAGUAUUUGGAAGAUUGCGGCAGUACAGAUUUGGACACAAAACAAUUGUUUUCGAAUUUUACUAGCGACGUGCUCAUCUACUCGAUCAUGGGAAGACGUUUCAACUCGUUCAAUUACGUAUUCACUCCAUAUUUCCUGCUCGUAUCGGAGAUGCCACGAUACGAAGAUAUUGGUUGCCUCAGGUACUUUUUCUCGAAGACUUUCCCUCGGCUCUACAAAUUUCUUGGACUAACAAAGAAAAAUGAUAUGGUCUUGGAAUCGGUCAGAAAGUUCGUCGAGGCUCGGAAAUACGAGAAAAAAAUGGAUAAUAAUUAUAUACAUUUUUUGAUCGAUUCCCAAAAAGAAUCAGGAACGAAAAUAGACUUGGCUCGACACGUACUCAAUCUCUACAUGAACAGCUUCGAAAUUUGUACAAAUUUGAUGUCCUUUAUGGCUUACGAGCUGGCUAUGAAUCCCAGGGUGCAGCAAUUCCUUUACGAUGAGAUCGAAACGGUGAUGUUGCAGAGCGACGGUGCGCCGGGAUGCGAGGAAAUCAUGAUGAUGGAAUAUCUUCAUAUGGUCGUUUCGGAGACUCUAAGGAAAUGGCCUGUCGUACCUGCUGCUACCACUGUCUGCACUAAAAAUAUGAUUCUAGACAAUAGCGUUUUCUGGAAAGGAGAGCACAUCGUCAUACCCAUUGUAGGAUUACAUAGAGAUCCAAAGCAUUUCCCGAAUCCCACAGAGUUCGACCCGGAGAGAUUCCUCGAAGAUAAAAAGGAUGGUAUUAAACCUGAUACGUUCCAUCCAUUCGGUCUAGGACUUAAAAAUCGUUUAGGAUCAUCUCUUGCUUUCAUCCAAAUCAAAAUCCUCUUCGUUUAUUUGCUAUCUAAAUUCGAAUUUUUGCCAGUCCCAUGUAAUAUCAGUGAUGAAUAUAUUACCAAUAAAAAGACUUUUAGUUUGGGGCUUCAACACCGGAAUAAAAUUAAGUCAAACGAUCAGGUCCAAGUUUAAUAUAUAUAGUUUUUUUUUUAAAUUCAAAAUUUU